AUGCGGGGCUGCGCGGGCCGGCGGGCGGCUCCCGGCGCGGCGUUCAGGCGGAUCAUCCAUGAGGACGGCUUCUCUGGAGAAGACGUGAAGCAGUACAAGCCAGUGGUGUACAGCAACACUAUACAGUCACUGGCAGCUAUUGUCCGUGCCAUGGAUACCUUGGGCAUUGAGUACGGUGACAAGGAGCGACGGGCUGAUGCCAAGAUGGUCUGUGAUGUCGUAAGUCGGAUGGAGGACACAGAGCCCUUCUCUCCAGAGCUGCUGUCAGCUAUGAUGAGGCUCUGGGCAGACUCUGGGAUCCAAGAAUGCUUCAAUCGGUCCCGGGAAUAUCAGCUCAACGACUCAGCCCAAUACUACCUAGACAGCUUAGAUCGAAUUGGAGCUGCAGACUACCAGCCCACGGAGCAGGAUAUCCUCCGAACCAGGGUCAAAACAACUGGCAUCGUAGAAACCCAUUUCACAUUCAAAAACCUCCACUUCAGGCUCUUCGAUGUCGGGGGCCAGCGGUCAGAGCGCAAGAAGUGGAUCCACUGCUUCGAGGACGUCACAGCCAUCAUCUUCUGUGUGGCGCUGAGUGGCUACGACCAGGUGCUCCAUGAAGACGAGACCACGAACCGCAUGCACGAAUCUCUGAAGCUUUUUGACAGCAUCUGCAACAACAAAUGGUUCACAGAUACAUCUAUCAUCCUGUUUCUAAACAAGAAGGACAUAUUUGAGGAGAAAAUUAAGAAAUCUCCACUGAGUAUCUGCUUUCCUGAGUACACAGGCCCCAACGCUUUCACCGAGGCGGUGGCGUACAUCCAGAGCCAGUACGAGAGCAAGAACAAGUCAGCCAACAAGGAGAUCUACACCCACAUCACCUGCGCCACCGACACCAACAACAUCCAGUUCGUGUUCGACGCCGUCACGGACGUGAUCAUCGCCAACAACCUGCGCGGCUGCGGCCUCUACUGACUGCUCCUCCUUCCCGGCCUGCUCCUCCUCGCCAGAUGACAAGGAAGAAACACAGCAUUCCCUCCUCCUGCCCCAGAAAACUCUGCAGCAAGUUCUGCUCUCCCCAGACCCGUUUUGUUUUAUUUUGGCUCGUUUCUGGUUCGUUCCCUCGCUGCCCCGUUCUACUCCUCCGUUCCAACUCACAGUGUUGUGCAGGGAGCUAACGCAUUUCCCACAAAGUGCAUUUCAACUGCCAAAAGACAAAAAUACUUCAGUUUUAAAGAGAGAAAAAAAAUCAAAGCCUUAAAAUACUGGUCAGGAACAGUGUAGUUUGGAACCAAAACUUUUUUUUGCUUGAAAAUUAAGGGAUAUUGUUCAUUCUCCUGGUUAUUUGCCUCUUUUUUUUUAACACUAUUCCUUUGGGAAGUGAUAAAUACAACCUGAUCAUUUUGAGGGUACCUUACAGCUCCAGUUCUGACCCAGAGCUGGAGGGUUUGGUGUUGAAUGCAGCCACCAUAGCCUGGAUUUGUACAUUCUCCUUUUUUCCAGCUAUUUGAACAAGUAAAACAGCCAUACUGAGUUCUGCUGGUGUCUGAGCAACAGGGACACAGUAACAAAGCCUACUAAGCCUUGUCUAAAAGCAUUCAUUACUGGUAGCAGUUUUACCUCAAGUUUUUCAAAAUUAAUGAUAAAAUUUAUCUAGUGGUUGCUGUAACCCCUCCAUGGAGGUGCUGGGCUGGGACCCCUGGAGUGCAGGCAGUGAAGAUGCCCUGGGAAUGGUGUCCUGAUGGAGACUCCGCACUCAGUGGCAUCCUGACAAGGAAUCCAGCCUGGAUAUUUUCCCACAGCACCUCCCAGCCUUAGUGAUUCAGCAGAGGUGAUGCUCCUGCACACAAGCACCAUCACUUUCCAAACUUCAGCCUUGAAGUACUGGGGUGCAUUAAAAAUAUUUGGCUCUGGCUUCCUGUGGCAGAGUCUGGCCUUGAAGUGCCUGAGACAGGGAAAGGUGCGUUGGGAAACCUCCCCAUGCUUGGGUGACAACAAAGUGUGCAAGAGCAUCGUGGCCCUUCAUUGCCCCUUGGGCAUCUAAAUCCCUUGAGAAGCCCAGCCUUGUGCUCUGAGCCUCCUUGGCUGAGCACAAGGCAGUGGCUUUCCUGUGUCACCUCCUGCCUGAGCAUCCCAGAGACACAGCUCCAGGCCUGGUGUCCCCAGUCAGAACAUCUCUUUACCAGUAUCUAUAUUGAGAUGGGUGGUUAACCCUGGCAAAGGAGAGCUCAGGGAGCUGAUUUGAGUCAAGUGAUGGAGUAGGAGAGAAAAGUGCAAGGAAAGGAAGAAGGAAGAGCAGGGGAGAGAAGUGGGAAGGGUGAGGGUAGCACCCAGCACAGCAAAACUGGGGGCUCAGAGAGGACAAAUGGAGGUAGGCUGAGGUACAUGUGGCCACCACCAAGCACUCUGGGUGCUGCUGAGUCGAAGGCAGAAGAGAAUGUGAGAGGUGGGGUGUCACCUCUGUGGACAUGGAAGUCCACCCCAAAAUCUUGUUUGUUGUCUGAGUGAGGCAGCCACCUCAGAGGUCCCACUCAGGGCCCGCCUCACCUGGGGGCAGGUGGGCAGUGUUAAUCCCUGCCUCUUCUCUGCCUCUCCUAGACAAACACAAAUCUUUGCAGGCUGCCACAAGUUCAGCUGUGCUCUCUUGGGAGCCUGAUCUAGGAGAGGUUUUCAGGUCUCUGGAGGUCUCUUCAGGGCUGUGGUUGAGAGGGACAGUAUCUCUUCUCACUGUGCCCAUUUAGGAGGGAUGGUGUGAGAGCAGCACAGCCCAAAGGAGAGGGGCCAGGUGAGCCUUGGUGUGCAGGAGGCAGUGACAGGACACACAGGAUGGCACAGGAGGGAGAGGACAGUGGGAGAGGCUUGGGAAAUGUUUUGGGAGAGAAGCUGCAGAGUGGAUAUGAGGCAGAUUGAGACAGCAGGGAGGAUGGGAAGAGAAGGGGACCUGCAAGCCAGGGGAGAGUCCCCAUCAGGGGCUGUGCUCUGUCAGGAAAGUGUUUGUGGGACGUUUGUGACAAAUGCCCAACAGGGAUGUGAGCACCCUGAGGCAAGCAGGGAAGGCCUGCAGAGGAAAACGAGGUGUCUGUCACCCAACCAAGCAGCUACAGCCCAGCAUGGCUGGUAACUGUCAGUAACCCCAGAGAGCAUUAAAUGAUGUAUUUACUACUGUACAGCAAGGACCUGCUGCUGCUCUGCUGGGCACUAACAGCAAUAACACAACUCCCUGCCUCCCCUGCUCUGGCAGAAGCCAGCAGCCACCUUUCUCUUCACCAGCUCAGCCUUAAAAUGCCUCCAGUGACAUUGGCUCCUGCAAAGAGCUGGCCAGCAAAACCAGGAGCUCCUCAUGCCACAGCCCACCCACACAUCUGUCUGAGCCCCAGCAGUAGCACCCAGCAUCCACGUGGGUGUUGUGUCAAACCCAGGGCAGAAAAAACACACACUGGUUACAUUUGGGACUUAACCUGUGUAACCACUGGACCCAGAGUAGAUGGCUGGUGCUGGCAGGGAUGCAGGUCUCUGUAAGAAGACUUUGUUCAGAAGCACUGGAGUUUUGGAGAUUUUUCUGUUCCCACCCCUUCCCUUGCUGUGAAUGAUGUUUUGUCCAAGCAAAUAAGUAACAGAAGCUGUUCCCAGGGAAGGCAGCACCACACCAAGGCUUUGUGAGCUCCCAGCAUAAAGCCCACAGGAAUAUUUUUGGUAAAGACAAUUUAAAUUAACUCAACUCCAAACUGCCAAAUGCAGUCAAGUGGCCAGUGCUGGCUCAGUGCACUUUACCACUCUCCAGGCUGGAUUCAGGUAACCCAUUCCCAGCUUUGCCAGCUGGGGGGUCUAAGCCCUCUCUGCAGCUCCAGCAGGUCCCUGGCACAGUGGUGACCAUCAACAGCUGGUGCCCCAUGGGGAGAAAAGGGAGAAAAAGCAGAGGAAAUGUUGCCACACAGAGCCUCUUCUUUCAUUUUCUUUGGCAUAUUGUGUGUCUAAAGGUUCAUCUCAGCUGCUGCUGCUGACAUUCCCUCCCUCACACGAGUGUCAUGAGGAUUCACUGACAAAUGCCAGAAACAGCCUUUGGAAGAUGAAAUGCUUCCAGUGUUAAACACUACUAUCUCUCCCCCUUGAUGGCCGUGUAUAGAUUUGUGUCUCCAGAACUCCUGCCAAAUUAUUACUCACUGCUGGUUCUGCAUCCUCCAAAGCCCUUCCUGACAGAUGUGCCUUCCACAAGCAAUCUUUUGCCCCGUGCUUUUUCUAAACACCAGCAAUUCUUGCAGCAGUUGCCUAAAAAGUAGCUUGAAAUACAUUACCUGCUUUCAAAAGCCUUUUCUUAACAGCCCCUUGUGCUUUGCAAUGGCCAUGCUCUGAAUCCAGAGCUGUGUUUCAUUUGCAGUCUCCACAUAGCAGGGAUAUUGCAACUGGUACAGCUGCAUCAGAAAUCCAACCAGGGCAUGGAGGAUAGAUUUUAAAAGCACAAAAUUGAAACAGCUAUGUAUACACCCUGCUGCCCUUCAAAGCUAAUGUGGAAAUUUAAAAAAAAAAAAAAUAUAAAAAGAAAAAAAAAAAGCCCUAUAGGACACAGAAGGUUUUUAACGACUCAGGUCACUGUUCCAGCAACAGAAGCAUCCGAAGGGGUGUGAGCAUUGAAAGCAGCAUUAGCAACUCAUGAUGGGCUUCAGACAGCAGCAAAAAGAAACAAGGAAGCUCCCUGUCCUUCGUAGUCAAUGAGAGGGUCGGUUGUGGAGCCAUGAGACCACAAAAAUGCAAAUAGCUUCUUUAUUUAAACAACAAUUUCAAUGAAACAGAGAAAUCCCUACAAGCAAAGCCUUGCAGCGCCGGGCUGAGCUGCAGAGCUGUGGCAGGAUGCAGUGGCUGGGCUGGCUGGGAGAACGAGCAAUAACCAGGCACUGGGGAAGCACACACUAAAGCACAGCCCCAGCUGCCAAAGGCAGUUCUUAGUCCUGCAGACAGAGUGGCACACGGCCUGGCUCUCGCGGGCUGAGGAGCGGCAGGACAGCGGGAGCGGCCAUCUGGCCCUGCCGGGUGAGCGAUCCCUGCUGCCCUGCUGCCUGCCCACUGACACUUCCAACUGCAUCUCUCUGGAGUUUGGUACCGGAAUUAGCUUCUUGCCCCCAGCCAGCUUUCCUGGAUGGCCGGCCAGCCUGUCCCUCCAGCCUCAGGAGGAGCCCGCCGUGCCUCCUCUACUGAUGCGAUUCUGUUUUACAGGACACUAACAGUAUUAAUGAGGGCAGUCUUUAAUGUAUGUUAAAACAUAUCUGGUGGGUUUAAUCUAUCAUGGCAUGAACCCAGUCCUUGUCUGCAAGGGAACAGAUCUUGUUCUCAGUCCAGGAGUGCAAUCUCCAAGAGGUCAGGAUGUGAUGUAGAAGAUGUCCUUUUGCCAGAACGUCCCUGUGUGCCCAACCUCUCUGUGCAGCUCAACAAGGCAGACAUUGCCUCCGGGGGAUUUGCAGUCAGUGCUGGGAAAGGGACCAACCCUGCACUGUUAGUUUGUGUGACAUGUCCCAAGUUUUUUGUGGUCACAAAGUCUCCUGGCGCCAGGGAGAGUUGCUGAGUUCCUGGGAAGAAGGCUGACCAUCUGUCAAGUCAAUUAGAGAAGCUUAGUUCCAGUGUGCUUGGGUGUUUUCAUGGUUUGUCUUCAGGCUUACCACCAAAAACUACAAUCAUUUCCAAGGAGACCAAAACACUCAUUAGUGAUCUUACACUGGACACAUCAAGGCCAGUGGAAAUGGUGUUACUGAGCAUCACCCUGAGCACCCAGACCCAUCACUCUCUCGGGCCUAGUGCACACAUGAGAAAGCAGAGACGUGGUCCAGGUGGCACAAAAUUGGAGACCAUGGUCUUGCCUCUACCUCCCUGCAGGAAAGAGCAGGCAAACACACCCUGAGGCUCCCUGAGACUUCAGGGUACCAUGUCAUUUCUGAGCUCCAGCACUGGCACGAGAUAAUUGAUGCUGACAGAUAUAGGUACAUGACCUAUAUAGUUAUACUGAGAAUGUGGCUAUGGGAAGGGACUUUGCACAGGAGCACUCAUGCCCCAACCAGCAGCCUGUGAGAUCUUUAUUUGUGUGCAAACACAAGCAAGUGCAACCCUUAAACAUCAAUGCCUUAGUGAGAGGAGGACCAAAGCCUCCAGCUGGCACCCUGCAGGCAGAGGGAAAGGGAGCUGGAUUCAACAAACAGCCUCAUCUCCCCAAGAGGGCAGCUCUGUCCAUGGACGCAGUGCAGUGGGCACAGGGAGGAGAGACCAGGAGAAGAGGCAGAGGGGCUGGGAGCUGGCUGGAUGCUCCCUGCCCCAGGCCCUCUUCCACCCAGUGUCUUGGAAAUUCAGACCCAGUCCUGACUGUAGUGCAGGCAAACAGAGCUAAAGCCACUGCUCCAGGUGGGGAGAAGAGAUCAUGGCAGGUAAAACACCACUUUCAGCAGUGCCUGACUCUCACCAGCUUUUCCAGUGCUGGACCAACCUGGUGGUGCUGGGCAAGCAGAUAGGGUUGCUUAAGCACCAGCCAUGGCCCUGUUAAUUAGCCCAGUCCCUAAUUUGUGCACCUCAGCCCUAUUCCCCCACCCCCUCUUUCCCCCUUCAGCUCGACAAGGGAAGAGUGACCAUCACCCAGCCUCUGGGCUCCCUGCUCCCACCUCAUGUCCCAAAGGAUCGCCGGAGGCCGUCACCGUUUUCCUUUCGCUGGUUUCCCGCUGAAUCAUUUCUCCUGCAUGUUCGAUGGCCCAAACUGUAUUAACUGUAAUUUUGUACCAAGAGUGACUGUCCAUUGGUUUAAUAGAGCAUUAGUUAUUGUAAUAAUUUAUUGGCUGUUGGUAAUGUAUUUAUUAGUUACAAAAUGUUAAUAAAGUGCCAGCUCUUUUCUAGUGUGAGAGUGGUUUUAUUGUGUCUCCCUUGAGCGUGUCCAGCUUCUCAAACUUGUUAUUUAACCUUAUGGCUGCUCCACAAACACUUGCACAACACAAAGCACCAGCUGUCUGCCAG
Ficedula albicollis (Collared flycatcher) is the source of this 6960-nucleotide messenger RNA. RefSeq names its product G protein subunit alpha o1 (gene GNAO1). NCBI's taxonomy places the organism in Eukaryota, Metazoa, Chordata, Aves, Passeriformes, Muscicapidae. The record is from RefSeq and is a predicted model, not a curated record. The coding region runs from base 1 to 954 and encodes 317 amino acids. Gene Ontology annotation, cellular component: heterotrimeric G-protein complex. Gene Ontology annotation, biological process: adenylate cyclase-modulating G protein-coupled receptor signaling pathway; G protein-coupled dopamine receptor signaling pathway. The transcript is spliced from 7 exons. Gene Ontology annotation, molecular function: GTP binding; G-protein beta/gamma-subunit complex binding; GTPase activity.